This is a messenger RNA of Dioscorea cayenensis subsp. rotundata (Guinea yam), 1023 nucleotides long. RefSeq names its product protein CHLORORESPIRATORY REDUCTION 6, chloroplastic. Bases 39 to 797 code for a protein of 252 amino acids. The transcript is spliced from 4 exons. The record is from RefSeq and is a predicted model, not a curated record. Gene Ontology annotation, cellular component: chloroplast. Gene Ontology annotation, biological process: NAD(P)H dehydrogenase complex assembly. NCBI's taxonomy places the organism in Eukaryota, Viridiplantae, Streptophyta, Magnoliopsida, Dioscoreales, Dioscoreaceae.
UUGGAGAGCACUUGCCAAGUCAUCUUCUUCUAUCUCUAAUGGCUACCAAUACCACCACCUCCAUGAACUUUCUUCAUCUCAUACCUCCAUUAACAAACACAAAUUCAUUCCUUCAUGUCAAGCCUGUUUCUUUUCUCCCAAUCACUUCAAACAAGCGUUUCAAUGGUGAUUUCUCCCUCUCUGUUGCCUUCAAUCCUUCUGGCAGCUUUGAUUUCAAUUUAACUGAAGAUGAGAGUGAAACCGAACAAGUUGCUCCGCCAUUACCACCAACACAAGGCCGGUUAGAAAUUGAAAUCAAUAAUGAUAUCAUUCGUCGUCUUGAUCUUUCUCCAGUUCAUGCAAUUGAUAAAACUACCUCUUCUUCAACAGAUAGCUUCCCAGCUGAACCGAAAAAGCUCUUAGAACAAACGGUCGGUUUUACAAUCAACUACGAAAGAGAAGAUCCUCAAGAUCCUCGGGAACUAUCCGAAUUUCCUGACAUUCGGCUUUGGUAUGUAAGACUAGAUGCUACAUAUCCAUGGUUCCCUGUUGUAUUAGAUUGGAGAGCCGGAGAACUUGCUCGAUAUGCCGCAAUGCUAGUGCCUCAUCAAAUAAGCUUGAGGAAAGGAAUUGUGUUCAAUCCAGAGGCAUUGGAAUUGUUCGUUAUGAAUAAAGCUUUUUCCGCGUAUUCUUGGUUGAAGGAGCAAAAUGUUUCUAAGCCUAAAUUGAAGAUAAAAGACAUGGCUAGAAUGCUCGGCUUUGGUUUAUCAGACGAACUUUUUGAUUUGAUCGAACAAUAUCCUGAUAAUCAUUCAUGAGUUUUCGUACUGAAUACCGAAAUUUAGACUCAAUAUGAUGAUGCAAGAAGUUCACAGAAAAGCUUCAUGUGUAUAAAUUCUCAUCAAAUACUUUGAACCUUAUGUCAAAUUGUUUUUAAGGAUAAGGAUAAACUGUGAACUAGUAUUGAAACCAAUGUUCAUAAUAAAAUGCAACUUGUGAAGUGCACAAAGCACAAGACAUAAAGGUUAAUAUAAAAUUAAGCAC